Molecule: messenger RNA, 1990 nt
Organism: Theobroma umbraticum
Lineage: Eukaryota; Viridiplantae; Streptophyta; Magnoliopsida; Malvales; Malvaceae
Product: Mitochondrial substrate carrier family protein
Source: RefSeq, a predicted model, not a curated record
CCUAGCAAAAUACCAAACGCUGCCUAAACCUAUGAACCAAAAAACUAUAUAAUUACCUAACUCUGCUUCUCCGUAUGAUCAAAUCCAUUUUGUUUCUUGACUCAGUGAGUCAAACUGCCAUUCCUCGACUUUUUAAUUUAGAAUUAGAAAGAAUGUUUUGGAUAUACGACUCCCUCGACUCUAGCUGUUGCCUAUCUUGAUUUCUUUCCUUAUUAAAGAAAUUGGGAAAUAAGCUCCCGAGAGACUCAAGCAUUUUCCUUUCACUUGAUGCAUGCUAAAAUCGCAUAAAAGCAUUUUCGUUUUGAUUCAGUUGGAUACAAGUUUGAAAUGGAGGAGUUGUUGCAGAACCAUUUGUUUGCAACUCAUGCAAUUGCCGCUUCAGGUUCUGUGGUAUUCGCCUCUGCCCUUACUUACCCUCUUGACACUGUCAAGUCACUUAUUCAGGUUGGUUCAGGUUCCAGUAAGCAAUUGACUGCCUCUCAGGUUAUAAAUCGAGUUCGAGCUUUGUCAGGAAUUUCAGGUUUGUAUAGUGGCUUUGAGUGGUUGGCCUGGGGAAGAACUUUGGGUUUGGGAGCUCGCUUUGGAAUAUAUGAAGUUUUGACAGCCUUCUGUAGAGAUGGUCGAGAAGACAAUUUUGUGUACAUCUCUGAGGCCCUUAUGGCAGGGAUGGCAGCUGGUGCUGUGGAGUCACUGACAAGCUCCCCUUUUGAACUUAUUAAACUUCGCGCACAAGUGACCUCUGCUUCUCGCUUUUCAAGAUCGACUCCAGUAACAGAAAAUAAAGCUGUUGUGCCAGCAAUUGCCCGAUUACUGUGUGGAUAUACUCCAGACAUGAGGACAUUGAACCAUUCGGUAGGAAUGUUGUCCAUCUUAAACAGCAAACAUCCUAAUAUGGUUGGUGCCAUUCAAGAGUACCCCUGGAUGAUGACUGGGUCUGGGAGGCCACCACCAGUUUAUGAUGUUCGGAGGCCAUCCCAAAUCAUUUCUUUGGAAGGAUGGGGUGCAUUAUGGAGAGGCCUUCGUUCUGGAGUUGCUCGAGACUCUAUAUUUGGUGGCAUAUUCUUCUCUACUUGGGAAUUUUUGCACCGAGCAAUGUUAGACUGGAAGGCAGUCGGGAUGCAUCCCCCACCCAGGUAUGAUGAAGAAAUUGGUCCACUCUCCCCUUUAGCUGUUAGUCUUGCAGCAGGGUUUUCAGGUUCAGUUGCUGCUGCUGUAUCUCACAGUUUUGACACUGCCAAAAGUCGAUCACAAUGUAUAGUAUUGCCCAAGUUCAUUUCAAUGGAGAGAAAGCUUCUCAAGUGGAAAAUAGCUGGGAAAAGAUUUGAGAGAAUUACAGGGAUUCACCCUGCAGACAGAAAUCUCUUAUAUCGUGGUAUUUGGCCACGGAUGGCUCGUAGUGGGAUAGCAUCAUUCAUGUUAGUGGGAAGUUAUUAUUUGUCCAUUAAUUAUCUUGUUUCAAGUAAUUGAUACUUUGAGAGCUAUACAUCAGAAAGAGCUUUUAAGGGGGGAAAAAGGAAAUAGGAGAGAGUUAAGUGCUGUUGAGAAUGGUGGGUUUGUGGGGAAGAAGGGGAGAGAUUAGAAAAGAAACACAUUUUAGCAGAGUGUUACACAAAUAUCGAAUCUACAUACUACAUCGAUGAAAGGAUAAGAAUGCAAAAGACUGCGUUAAGAUGACUUAAGUGGUAUGUUCGGUUGUCUGCAUGCAGUCUUUUCUUUAAAGUCCAGUGCAGAAAUAUUGGAUUGAAGCUGUAUCGCCAUAGGUCUGGUAAGUCUAUUCUUGCUUGGAAACGAUGAGAGGCUUUGAAUUUAAGGAACUUGAAUGUGCAUUUGGUUGCCGCCCACAGCCACAGUGAAAAACAAGCUUAAAUUUAUGAUUGCAGUGCAAUUAGUUUGUCAGCCAUCAUUAACAAUGUCAUUUUAGCUGUUCGUAAAAAUUAUACUGACUGAUUUGAUACCAUUUACACUAAUUAAAAUGAUGAUGCUUUGCAUA